Ilex paraguariensis (yerba mate) is the source of this 576-nucleotide messenger RNA. NCBI's taxonomy places the organism in Eukaryota, Viridiplantae, Streptophyta, Magnoliopsida, Aquifoliales, Aquifoliaceae. The record is from the annotation of a GenBank genome assembly.
AUGGAUGCUACUAUAGGAAAGCUUGAGGCUUCUUUUGCAAAAAAGAGAGUCCCAUGUGGCUUGGAAAACCCAAGUUCAUUCCCCCUGAUGAAGCCGAGUGUCUUCACUAAGCCUGAAGUUGUCAACAUUAGGGAACGCUACAGAUUCCCUAACGGGGUCUCGAUGAAAGACUUGCUCUGCAUUUGGCCUUUCAGGGACUUGUCUUAUGCGGUGCAAGGUCUUGGUCACGGUGAAGGAUCCUGUCAAGAUGCGAUGAGGGUCUGGUCCCGUGGUGAAGGAAGCUUCUUCUUGCAAGCAUGUACCUCUGUGUCUGAGCAAAGGUCCAAGACAUCGGUCGCGGCUUCAGACACAACUCUUGCUCUAACUAGACCUCAAGAUCAAGAAAACGCUAUGACUACUGUUAGGGUUGAAGCGAUCGAGCUGGCAACUUCCAUGACCAUGCUGGAGGUCUCUGACACAUCUCAACCAGCUCCGAGCUCAUCUAGAUCGGCUCCCACAAUGCCAAGUCUUCUUAGCAGCAUUCAGCUGGCUAGCUGUGGACUUUUGAGCAUUAUUUCACAAGCUGACCUUCAAUAA